Messenger RNA from Mercenaria mercenaria, 1116 nucleotides. RefSeq names its product protein immune deficiency-like. NCBI's taxonomy places the organism in Eukaryota, Metazoa, Mollusca, Bivalvia, Venerida, Veneridae. Gene Ontology annotation, molecular function: protein binding. Gene Ontology annotation, biological process: signal transduction. Bases 18 to 785 code for a protein of 255 amino acids. The transcript is spliced from 7 exons. The record is from RefSeq and is a predicted model, not a curated record.
AUAGUAAUUACGUAGAGAUGACAAUCAUGAGUGAAGAGGGUGAAAAACGAAAAUCGAAAAAGAAGUCAAAAUCUCGCAGAAAUGAUUAUGAUGAUGAUUAUGUUGAGAGAGAAGUGGCUAAGGCUAUGAAACAGAUGGAGAAAGCCAUGAAACAAGCAAAAAUUGCGGAAAAGGAAGCUAGGCAAGCUCACAAGGAAGGUUCAAGUACUAGACGUAACAUCAAUGUGGCCGGUGAUAGCACAGAUGAAGGCAAAACAGGUAUGACGAUUAUCCACAACACAGUUACACAUCCUGGAACAUACAUACAUGUAGAAUCUGCUGAAAAUAUUCAGGUUGGUUCCCAUAACACCAUGCAUAUCUAUAAAGACAAAAAGAAGGGCCGGAAAUCAUCCAAAAGGGAUUCAUCUUCAGAUAGUGAUGAUGGUGCUGCACUAGUCAGACAGGCAACAGUUCCAGUACAAGAGAAAGAUCCCAGUGAAAUGACAGAAGCUGAAAGAAGGAUUUUCAUUGUAUUAGAGUCUAAGAGAGAAGUAGCACAUGAUGAUAUGACUGUCUGCUCUGAACAUGUUGGGAACUGGAGAAGAUUUUUGCGUCACCUUGGACUAGAAGAAAGUUUACUGGAGCAGUUACACCAGGAUUAUUAUGUUGAAGGUGUUCGUCAGAUUAUAUAUCAGGGAGUUUUAGAAUGGACUAGGAAAGAAGGAAGGAAGGCUACUGUAGGUGUUCUAGCUAGAACAUUACAAAAAGUUGAUUACACAGAUGCUAUUUUUCAUUUACAGCCUUGAUGCAUGUAAUCACAUGGAAUAAAAUGUGAACUGUAGCAUAAAAGUGACCAUAUCAUUAUGAUUAGGAUUUUUCAGUAACUGAAACUUUAGAAAUUCUUUUCUAGUUCAGAAAAUAUAUAUUGAGGUAUACAUCGGUGUCCGAUGUUGUAACUUAACAGAUUGGAGACCAGUCUCAAGACACAAGUAUCUGAUUGGUUGUUUUGAGCUCAGUGUUAAAAUUAACCAAUGACAGAGCUGAAUUUUGAGACUGGUUUCCAAACUCCUAGUUUUAUAACCUUGAUACUUCAGUAAUCAAUAUGGCAAAAUGUGCCAAUGAGAUUCAAUAAAAAGU